Molecule: messenger RNA, 1557 nt
Organism: Geodia barretti
Lineage: Eukaryota; Metazoa; Porifera; Demospongiae; Tetractinellida; Geodiidae
Source: the annotation of a GenBank genome assembly
AUUUUUCGCGCUCACAGCUGGAAAGCACAAGCUGCAGCUCUAGCAGCGGAGAUCGCAAGGUAAUGGAGUGUGCAUUGGACGUCUCGUCAGCAAGUGCCCUGGCCUUACCGUGCCUGGACCUGAGCAAGAGGGACAUGUCUGAGCUUCCAGAGAUGGAAGGUUGUGAGCACCUGAGGUGUCUUUAUCUGGAGGGGAAUCGCCUGUCGCAGCUCCCACCCUCUCUGUUCUCCUCAUGCCCCCACCUACAGUGGCUGGACCUCAGAAAUAAUCGCCUAACUCACCUCCCACAGUUCAUACAACGUUUUAGGGAUUUGAAGACACUUCUGCUGCAGGGAAACAGACUCACUGCUCUUCCUACUCAGCUGGGAGAGCUGCAGCAGUUGAGUGGUCUGGGUCUGGCUGACAAUCCCCUGUCCUUCCCACCUCCUGAGGUGGUGAGGAAGGGAACCAGUGGAGUGCUCAGCUUCCUCAGAGCCCAGCACCAGUUUCCAGGAGAGCCACAGAGGAGAGUGGAGAUGGGGUAGAGGAAGAGAAGGAUACUGAUAGCGAGGAGGAAUCUACUAUGCUGCCUCAUCAGCCUCUCAAGCAAACUACAUUAGCUCCAAAUGGUGAGAUAAAACCUUGUACUGUCCCAGCAAUACUUGAACCAAUGCAUGCUGUACGAUGUCACCAUACAUUCAGAGAGGUGCCACACAAACUCCAUUGAGUCCUGCUUUGGGUCAGGACCGCUAGUGCCGAAACAGGCUCACAUCCACCCUCACCCUCCUCCCUCCUCACCUCCUUACCAACGCCAAGCAGGAAAGAGGGGAAGGAGAAAGAUAGAUGCUAUCGAUGUGAAAAGGGGAGCUGGAGGAAGGAGUGGAGGGGAGAUGAGGGAAGGUGGCCAGGCGAGGCUGGGAGAAAGGCAAGGGAGAGUAAUCGUUCAUGUCCCUCCACUCACUUCCGAAGAGAAGCUACAAGCAAACACUGCAAUAGAAAAACAAAGGAGUAAGGAGAGAUUGGAACAGUGGAGGGAAGAGGCAAGACUGGACCACCUGAAACCACUGUCGGGAGGCUCCACAGCCAGUGACACUGCACCGUAUGCCACUGACAGACAGCACAGCCCCACAGCAAAGGCUGGUCAAGAUCUGACUCUGGCCUCUCCCCUCAGUGAUCAUGGGGAGGUGGCAAGAAAGAGAGUGGAGCACUACAACACGGCCCUGCAGACCCAGCGCAGACAGGCAGGACUCAUCUCGGAUGCCUCCUCUGACCUCCUGGAGGCGGAGAGGAGACUGGCUGAGGCUCUGGCCCAGCGGGACGAGAUGGAGGAGAAGAAGAAGAGAGCGUACAGACUGACUGCUUUCACUGCAGAUCCAUAUCUACUGUGAUUGUCACCUACACAACACAUACACAGUCUAAAUAGUGCCUGUCUCUCCCUCAGCCAGACUCCAUUGCAUAGAUUUUCCUUAGAAGCACAUGCACAUAACCUUGCCAAAAUACACUGUAAUUGUUUAGCAAAUUCACCUGCAUUUUAUAGAUGAGCCCUCUGCCAGCAAUUAUUGUUGGGACUCCUCGGGA